Culex pipiens pallens (northern house mosquito) is the source of this 1650-nucleotide messenger RNA. Its product is annotated as LITAF domain-containing protein. The coding region runs from base 459 to 839 and encodes 126 amino acids. Gene Ontology annotation, molecular function: zinc ion binding. The transcript is spliced from 3 exons. The record is from RefSeq and is a predicted model, not a curated record. Lineage: Eukaryota; Metazoa; Arthropoda; Insecta; Diptera; Culicidae.
UUCAGGCCUCAGUUUGCACUGGAGGACACGGGAAGCGAGACGUAGAUUCGGACAGAAGUCAGUGGUGUUUCGCAAAUACGAAAAAAAAAACGUUCUUUUGCAAAAGAGAAUAAAUAAAACUUGUGUGUUGGAUGGAAGCACGCCAGCAGCGGACAGUGACGACGUGCUGAGCUAAAAAUACAAGCAGAUGAAGUCAUUCACAAACACUGUCAGCGCAAGCAGAAGCAGAUUGGCCAGAUAAUCAACAAGCGCCCGUCGGUCCGGAUCUUCGGGAUUACAGUGAAAAAUUGCGUGAAACUUCGUGGGUUGUUCCGUUCCUGACCCUUUUCCUAGUGCGUGCGUUGUGCCAUAGGUUCUAGUUCUAGCCGUGUUAGAAAGCGGAUUCUUGCUGCAUCGUCAAGGACAGAAAAAUCCAUCAGCAGCUGCCACCACCACCUGAAGGGAAUACCAAUCCUAAAAUGAGCAAGGAAGCCCCGCCGGCGUACGGUUUCAUACCGCCCCAGUCGGCUCCACCCAGCUAUGCACAGGCCGUCGGUGGCGUUCCCCCGGCUAGUCCCUUCGUGCCGAACGUGCCCCAGCCAACGGGGCCGGCCAUCAUCACCACCGUGGUUCCCGUUGGCCCCCAGACGACGCACAUGAUCUGUCCCAGCUGCCACUCGGAGAUCAACACCCAAACCACCACGUCGCCCGGCCUCAUCGCGUACGUUUCCGGCUUUCUGAUUGCACUUUUUGGUUGCUGGCUCGGCUGCUGUCUGAUUCCGUGCUGCAUCGACGAGUGCAUGGACGUGCAUCACUCGUGCCCCCACUGCAAGGCCUAUCUCGGACGACAUCGACGAUAAGCGGGAAUUCCUUGAGCCCGUUUGAUUGCGUUGGCGAUUCCAUCUCAAAUCGAAGGGCACCAUCUCUGCCAAGUCCCGCGUUUCGUUUUCGAGAAAAAAAAAAACAAACAAAAUCACGAUUGAGAGUGCAUCACAUUGCGAAUGUUUCCAGAAGCAAAACAAAAAAUACCCAUAACACCGACAAAAAAAUCAUCACGAUACGAUUAAUCCAAGAAACAACACUAACAGAGUCUAGUUUAAUCGCUAGAACAGCAGCUAGGUGUUGUCUAACUUUUUUUUUGUCACGGACGUGUGUCAUAGAGGCGCUAAGCGUUACCCGCCGAAACGGCGGCGCCGUUACAGCUUACAGUCAGAACGGAUACUGAACGUUUUAAAUCUCGUUUUUUUUGGCAAUUAGUUUGCUCUGUUUAGUUAGAUUUUUAAAUUCAGAUGAGCCAUACCGAUAGGUGAUCGAUUAGCAGGCAUUUCGAUGGAAUGAAAGUUUUUCCAUGCGAUCUAAUUCACAAUAAUUAUGUUUCUGGAGAAUAGUGCCUCAUCUGAGUUGGUGGUACGAACUAGAAGCCUAACAUUUUGUUUAAUACUAAGCGACAGCAGCGAGUGGUUAGUUUUAGUUUUAUAUUAAACUCGAUUUGACUAAUUUGUGAUGUCAUCCAAUCCGUCUUCAUUUUUUUUUGCGUUUUUCUGACAAUAUUCACAAUUAUUAUCUUGAACCCUUAUACAUGUAAUAUUUGUAGUCUUGUAAUAUUGUUAUUAAAUUCGCUGCUGAUAAAUAUUCAAUAAAACCAAAAAUAAUUUUAAUGUAAACGAAAAA